Molecule: messenger RNA, 1635 nt
Organism: Manduca sexta (tobacco hornworm)
Lineage: Eukaryota; Metazoa; Arthropoda; Insecta; Lepidoptera; Sphingidae
Exons: 4
Coding region: 508-1146 (212 amino acids)
Source: RefSeq, a predicted model, not a curated record
CCGAUUUAAGUCUGUUCUUAAUGUCCGAUUUUUAAAAUAAUGUCAAUGGAAGAUUAAGAAAAAUAGUUUGUAAGAGUAGCCCCUUUUUUGCACUCAAUGCUCAUGGGGGAUAAACGUUUUUAAAAUUACGAUUCACAGACUUGUUUAAACAUACGCUGGUGCAAUUCUGAUUCAAGUAAACUUCGUUCGUCCGUUCGAAGUUGAGCGUGCCCAGCUUUUUUCCCGGGAUGUGGUCGCAAAUCAGGAAUUUUGUAUUGAUAAUCCCAAUAAUUAAACGCAGUGCAAUUAACCGCAAAAAUAGCUGAACAAAAGCAAAAUUUAUAAUCACCUCUGCAUAAUCAUUUUGAUCGAAAUAUUAUUUUGUUUUACCCAAAAUAGAAGAAAAAUGAUUGUCGUAAACAAACGGAAUCGUGGGAUACGCACCAUGCAACUAGAAUCCAUAAUCUCGUGCAAUCUUCGAGGACUUUGAAUAAUUUGAGUUGAGACAUAAUAAAAGCAGCCGAGCACAUGCAGAGCGAGACGAACCCUGAGAUACCGGACCUUCCUAACACAGGCACGGCCUGUGAGCCGCAGGAACUCGAGCAACAUGUCAGUCCAGACUCUGAGAGUGUAUCCAUCGAAGUCCCAGUGGCUCCGGAAUGCAGCCUAGUAGAAGGAUCCGGAGAUUCGGAAAUAGAAUCAUAUUUCGACACUCCAGAGGAAAGCCAACUUAGAAAACAGUUGAAAAGACGUAAGAAAAUAAUCUUACGAAAUAAUGAACAGAUAAAAGCAAUGAAAAAGAGAUUGCGUGAAUUGAAUAAGCAGCAAAAUUUUCUGCAAGAUAAGAUAGAUAAGAUAAAGGAUAAAGAGAGCAAGGAACCGAAGCAGGUGUUGAACGAAGAGGCGAGCACUGCUGGUCCUAGUGGCACAUUACAAGAACCAGAAAAUUCCCCUAGUUCACUAGAAGUUUCUGAUAAUUCUGAAGUGGAAAUAUUUGAUAGUCCUGUAGAGACUAAACUGAGGCACAAACUAAAAAGGGUUAAUAAAUUGUAUGACGGCACAUUAAGGACAAAGAAACAAUUAUCCACCAAGAUAGCACGACGGCCAAAGCAAAUUGCUGUUUUAGAAAAAAAAUUGGAGGACCUAAAAAAAAUGAAGUGUCGAUGACGUGCGUAUUUGGUCUUCGAAAGAAAAAGUAAAUUAAAAUAAUUUAUUCUGUUUUUAAAAGCUGUAUUCCAGCCACAGGAAAUAAUGUAAUCUAUAGUAUGACAUAAUUAUUUCUAUGUGUACCGCGGUGUAUAUAUUCAGUUCAAAGGAUAUUUAUUAACUUAGUGUAUUGAAUGAAACCAGCAGAAUGACUUGACACUAACUUGGAUCCGAUUAUUCGUGUUCAACUAAAGUGUAGGCAAUCAAUCUGGCGAAUUCACAUUGAGAGGAAGCACUGCGCACUCUCUCUGAAUUUAUCCCGUUUGACAGGAGGCUAAACAGCCACGGAUGAAAUAAUCAGGUCUAAAUUAAUAAUUGUAAUUAGCGUUUAUUCCUACGUCACAGAAGCAUGCAGUGCUAGAACAGCACGAUUUUUAGUGGUUUGUACUUACAAAUAUAAAUUUAGCACCGAGACAAUGUUCAGUAAACUAAAUUUAUCUAAUCUUAAAA